Messenger RNA from Tetrapisispora phaffii CBS 4417, 909 nucleotides. It is a transcript of the gene DPP1, whose product is annotated as bifunctional diacylglycerol diphosphate phosphatase/phosphatidate phosphatase. Gene Ontology annotation, molecular function: phosphatidate phosphatase activity. Lineage: Eukaryota; Fungi; Ascomycota; Saccharomycetes; Saccharomycetales; Saccharomycetaceae. Gene Ontology annotation, biological process: phospholipid metabolic process. The record is from RefSeq and is a predicted model, not a curated record. The transcript has a single exon. Bases 1 to 909 code for a protein of 302 amino acids.
AUGAUAAUUGAUAGGUCUAGACUGAUAAGGGGGAUAUCUGUUUCAUCCUUAGAUUCCAAUAGAUCAUCCAAAUGGAGAAUUGGUGAUCUUUUAUUAUUAGUUUUAUUGCUGAUACUAAAUAUACCUGUAUAUUAUUUUCAGCCUUUUGAAAGACAGUUCUAUAUUAACGAUUUAACCAUAUCUCAUCCCUAUGCUGAACAUCAAAGAGUGAGUGAUUUUAUGCUAUUUGUAUACAGUUUAAUAGUCCCUUUAAUCACAAUGGCCAUAGUCUGGUUCCUAUUUUCUGAUGCUAAACAUAGGUGGCAUUUAUUAUAUGUGUCAGUAUUAGGCUUAGUUCUUUCUGUAACAUCCGUUGCGUUAUUUACAAACUUUGUUAAAAAUUGGUUUGGCAGAGCUCGACCUGAUUUCUUAGCAAGAUGUAUACCAACAGAAGGUACUCCAAUAAAUGUUUUAGUAAAUGCAAGAGAUGUGUGCACUUCUAAAGACUGGGAUAAAAUUCUUGAAGGUUUUAGAACAACUCCAUCAGGUCAUUCCAGUGAAAGUUUCGCUGGUUUAGGAUUCCUAUAUUUUUGGUUAAGUGGUCAAUUAUUGACCGGGAACAUACAUGCUGCACUUUGGACAAAGGCCAUUGCACUUUUACCAUUGCUAGGUGCAACUUUAAUUGCACUAUCAAGAACUCAAGACUAUAGGCACCAUUUUAUAGACGUCCUUUUAGGUUCUUUCAUUGGUUUUGUGUUUGCAUUUUGUACAUACAGAAGAUAUUUUCCAUCCAUUUAUGAUCCAUUACCAUUCAAACCUCUAUUAGAUGACUCGAAUGUUACUCUUCAAAAUAAUGAUCACCAUUAUUUACCAACUAGUAAUAAUAUAAAUGAGGAAGUGGAUCCAGAAUCAAGACCAUUUACAGUUUAA